Molecule: messenger RNA, 4672 nt
Organism: Hippocampus zosterae (dwarf seahorse)
Lineage: Eukaryota; Metazoa; Chordata; Actinopteri; Syngnathiformes; Syngnathidae
Product: sodium- and chloride-dependent GABA transporter 2-like
Exons: 15
Coding region: 155-1987 (610 amino acids)
Biological process (GO): sodium ion transmembrane transport
Cellular component (GO): membrane
Source: RefSeq, a predicted model, not a curated record
ACCUUCCCCCAACCUCUCCCUUACCUCCUCUUGUCUCCCAACCAGUCCAUAUUGCUUUCUCUCUGAAUCACAUGUGCAACGCUCACCCCAUGGGCUUGCCCCCUGAUCACAGCUACACCUAACUUUCACUCAGAUGAGUGCCACCUCAGGAUGAAUGAAGUGCCACCCGCAACUACAGACUGCUGACGUUGGGAGCUCCGUUUUCAGUGCCAUGGAAAAGCCACAUUACCAAGAGGUCAAGUUCAAGGCGAGCAGGGUAACCGCCUCGCCGGGACGUUUCAUUGUUGCCAGAGGACAGUGGUCCAACAAAAUGGAGUUCCUCCUUGCAGUUGCGGGACAAAUCAUUGGACUUGGAAACGUGUGGCGGUUUCCUUACCUGUGCUACAAAAACGGAGGCGGGGUGUUCUUUAUCCCUUAUGUGCUCUUCCUUUUUGCAUGCGGCAUCCCUCUGUUUCUGCUGGAGACAGCUCUCGGCCAGUACACUAAGCAGGGCUCCAUUACUUGCUGGAAGCAAAUAUGUCCGCUUUUCGGAGGAAUGGGUUAUGGAUGUCAGGUGGUAGUUUUAUACUCCAGCAUCUAUUACAUCAUCAUAUUGGCAUGGGCAUUCUUGUACCUAUUCUCUUCCUUCAGCUCUGAACUUCCGUGGGCUAGCUGCCGAAACAGCUGGAACACAGACACGUGUGUGGAGUUCAGUGAACGUCUUCUCAACUGGACUGUGCCGGAAAAUGCAACAUCACCAGGGACGGAGUUUUGGGAGAGAAGAGUUCUGAACGUGACUGGAAAUAUCGAAGACUUGGGCGGUGUUCGAUGGGAGUUAGCCCUCUGUCUACUUUUGUCUUGGAUCAUUUGUUACUUUUGCGUGUGGAAAGGCGUGAAGUCCACGGGAAAGGUUGUGUAUUUCACGGCCACAUUUCCUUAUGUGAUGUUGGCUGUGCUGCUUGUCCGUGGACUGACGCUGCCCGGGGCCAUAAAUGGUGUCAAGUUUUACCUCUACCCGGAUGCAUCUCGCCUAUCUGAUCCACAGGUCUGGAUGGACGCUGGCACGCAAAUCUUUUAUUCCUAUGCUAUUUGCAUCGGCUGUUUGGUGGCGCUCGGCAGUUAUAACAAGUAUAACAAUAACUGCUACAAAGACUGCUUUUACUUGUGCCUCCUGAACAGCGGGACCAGUUUUGUGGCCGGUUUUGCCAUCUUCUCAGUUCUCGGAUUCAUGGCUUAUGAACAGAACACAGACAUAUCCAAAGUAGCGGAAUCAGGUCCCGGCCUGGCUUUCAUCGCUUACCCUCGAGCCGUGGCCAUGAUGCCGUUUCCACAGAUUUGGGCCAUUUUCUUUUUCAUCAUGAUCAUCCUCCUUGGAUUGGACAGUCAGUUUGUUUGUCUGGAAGCAAUUGCAACUGCUAUUUGUGACCUGAAACCUUCGUUCUUCCACGUCGGCCAUAGACGCAAACUACUUCUUCUGCUCAUCAGUCUUUUCUGUUUCUUCAUCGGCCUCAUAAUGGUCACUGAAGGAGGAUUGUACAUCUUUCAGGUGUUUGACUAUUACGCCUGCAGCGGGAUGACUCUGCUUCUCUUUGGCAUACUUCAGUCCGUGUGUAUUGGAUGGGUUUAUGGAGCAGAUCGUUUCUACGACAACAUCGAGGACAUGAUUGGAUACAGGCCUUUACCACUGAUUAAACACCUUUUGAAAUAUGUCACCCCUGUAAUCUGCAUGGGAACAUUUAUCUUCUCCUUGGUUAAAUACAAACCUCUGAAAUUCAACAACACCAUUGAGUAUCCGUGGUGGGGUCAUGCUCUGGGCUGGUGGUUAACUCUGUCUUCCACACUUAACGUUCCCCUAUGCAUGAUGUAUAACCUGAUUACCACUCCCGGGACACUUCGUCAGCGGGUCGCCAUCCUUUGCAGUCCAUCAGAAGACCUUCUGUCGCCAAAAUCAGAAGAGAAAGUACUUGACCUGCUCCACAUGACUCACAAAUCAGAUGCCAUAUUGUGAAAACGUCGGGCAUGUCCAUUGAAACUAUGAGACACAAAUAAUUUAAAUAUCUUUGCAAAAUCAAAGAUGACAUUCACAACCUGGUUUUCUCCUUUGGAACCAAGGUACAGGAGUUAGACAUAUAACCAAUCAUGGAGUCAUUGCUUGUCCAUUCCUAUCCUCCAAUAUUUGGUGGUUCGCAUAAAGGGAAUAAAAAAAAAAAAGGAAAAAAAGUGGGAUGUCAACGUUUGCCAAAAGCAUUUGCAAUAAUGAAAAUGCAGUGCCUUGAAACUUUUGGACUUUUAAAUGGUUAAAUUGUUCGUGCUUUACUUUAAUAUAGUAAAAUUGUUGAUACUUUACGACCGAGGUCAAGAACAUAUAGAACUUGGCUCGGGGUCCAAUAAUCACAAAUCCAUUUUUAUUCUCUCAAAGGCAUUAUGAAAAGUCAAAUUCAUGAGGAUAAUUAUUUGUUUCAUUGAGGUAUUUAUAGAAAAGUAGGUGCUAUUGACAUAAAAUACAGAUAAAUUGUUUAUAAGUAGUGUACAUUCUUGAAUGUGAAAUAAAACAAAAGUGUUGAGUCUUGACAAAUAGACCUUGUGCGCACCUCAGCCAUGUGAACCAAUGACGGCCUUUCCAGAUUCUAUACAAGUGCCUUAACCAAAAAAAAAAUAUGGUCUCGAGUAGUGUCAAAACAUUCGUUCAUUCAUUUUCUGAACCGCUUUAUCCUCACUAGGGUUACUGUAGCCUAUCCCAGCUGCCUUCGGGCAGUAGGCAGGGACACCCAAUCACAGGGUACCCAGAAACUAACAACCUUUCCCACUCACACCUAGGGACAAUAUGGAGUGUUCAAUCAGCCUGCCAUGCAUGUUUUUGGAAUGUGGUAGGAAACCGGAGGACCCGGAGAAAACCCAGACAGGCCCAGGGAGAAAAUGCAAACUCCACAAAGGAAGGCCGGAGCUGGAAUUGAACCCAGUACCACUGCACUGUGAAGUCGACGUGCUAACCACUUGAUACCGGGCCGCUCUAGAGUCAAAACAAUACAAAAAAAAUCAGGUGGAUCAGCAAUAAAAUGUGAACGUUUUCUUCCAUGUCCAUUGUGCCACUCCAUCACAAAAUGAUACGAAACUCAAUUUAGUCAAUCACUGAAGCAACAAAUACUCAAUAGUAACUGCUAUGAGGUAAAUAAAUAUAUUUAAGUUCAAUCUUUCCAGAUGGAAGUCUGCCAGCUAAUGGGUGUCGUAUCAUCUUUUAUACAGAUGUGUGAUCUAAAACACCGAAGGGCUCCAACUACUGUCCAAUUUGCACAUGAUCCACCAUCACGGGAAAAAGAUAAACUUACGGUUGUGAGACAGGAUAUAUUUGUAACCAUUAAAUGGAUUUUAAAAAUAUUUUUAAUUUAGUUGGAUCAUUACCAGGCAUGCGUUGUGAUGGGAUACUUGUGAGAGAAUUACAUAAUUAAGAUUGGGUGAAAAAAGGUGACUGUAUUAUGCUACAGUUGCAGAAAAAAAACGUAUAAUCGGAGGACAGGUACCUUAAUAAAAAGAGGGGGGAGGAUGUUUAUUUCAGAGGAUUACAAUUUUAAUGCAGGGAGAGGCCUGUUGUUGACUUGAUCCGUGGCCACUUUCAAGUAAGUUAACAGCGCAACAUGUGGAUAAGUUGUCAACACAGGCUGGAUCAUGUGGAUGUAUGUUAAAAGCACUGUUAGGAAGUUAGCACAGUGGUUAGCUUGUCUGUGUCACAGUUCCGAAGUUCACGGUUUGAUCACUGGGUGCUUUGGCUUCCUCCUCCAUUCCUGCAAGACAAAUAUAUCUAAAUAUCGAUUUGUUGAGAUUUAAUUUCUCUUGCCUUCAUCAGCACAUUUUGUGCUGACUUAUCCAAAACUAACUGAAAGUAAUCAAGUUAAUGUACUUCAAUAUGAUCAUAUUUGGAUUACAUUCCUGCCUAUUCAUGAUCACCUGGAUCGGAAUAAUUACUUUGAAGUAAUCCUCCCAAUCUUGAUUGCGAUAGUAUUGUUACUGUCCUAUUUUUUUUUAAUUAAAAUUGUUUUACUGAUGGCGGCCCGGUAGUCCAGUGGUUAGCACGUCGGCUUCACAGUGCAGAGGUACCGGGUUCGAUUCCAGCUCCGGCCUCCCUGUGUGGAGUUUGCAUGUUCUCCCCGGGCCCUGUGUGGGUUUUCUCCGGGUGCUCCGGUUUCCUCCCACAUUCCAAAAAUAUGCAUGGCAGGCUGAUUGAACACUCUAAAUUGUCCCUAGGUGUGAGUGUGCGCGUGGAUGGUUGUUCGUCUAUGUGUGCCCUGCGAUUGGCUGGCAACCGAUUCAGGGUGUCCCCCGCCUACUGCCCGGAGACGGCUGGGAUGGGCUCCAGCACCCCCCGCGACCCUAGUGAGGAUCAAGCGGUACGGAAGAUGAAUGAAUGAAUGAAUGUUUUACUGAUUUGCUUGGAAUGUUAUAAAUGUGUCCUUUUUACAUGCCAUCUAAUUGAAAUGUAUGAUGUUUGUAUGACACCAUAGUGCUGUGAUAAAAACAAAUACAUCAGAGGGCUGAAACAAGCAAAGCUUAUUUUAUUUGUGUCAGAUAUUAAUUAAUGCAUUUAACUGACAGUUACUCACCUUGACCAUAUGUGAUGGCAAAUAAUUUCUUAAAUUGUAUUCAGUUGAUUCAGUUGAAAUAAAUGUAGCCUCUGUGAAGCGGUUGGCCAUGAACAUCA